UGGCUCAAUAUAUUUAUAAGAAAUAUUUCCGUUUAUGACUAUGGACAUGUUGCUAUAGCAUUACCUUAUAGCUCAGCACAAGUCUUAACAUUUAAAUUGUGGAUUUCAUCUGAAGGUACGUUCUUAUUCUGUUACUGAUUAUUAGUCUAAUAAAUGUCAAAUUAACUUCUUAGGAAAUUAUAAGUUUUGUUAUUAUUAAAGGCAUCUACAUCUACACAUUUAAAUAUAUAUAUAUAUAUAUAUAUAUAUAUAUAUCAAAAUAAAAAAAAAUAUCUAUACUUAUUAUAUAUUUAUAUUAAAUAUCCAAAAUAAUAUUUUAAAAGCUAAUAUGUUUGAGGUUAUAUGUAAUCCAGCUAUAAAAAUAUUUACUUUCUUUAACUUACCUAACAAUGCAGAUAUAUGCAAUGAGACGAUAUACGACUAACUCAUACUUAAUUGUUAUCUCCAGGUCCAAGAAACGUUUCAUUUGGCUAUGCCAGGAAUGAGAAACCCAAUGAUUGGAAUCUUUUUUGUAAAGCCUACGAUUAUCCUAAAAUGAUUUCAAUCGGGAAAAAAAGUUUAUCUAAUCUUACGCUGGAAGUUUCGAGGAACACGAAACUAAAUUCAAGCCUAACUUUAAAAGCGUCUCCGAGGUCUUUUAAAUGUGAUGACAUUGGAACCUAUCAAUGUAACGUCACAAAUUUUCAAAAUAAAACAAAGUCAUAUGAACUUCAUGUGUUUUUGGAAAAUUGCACAGGUUUGAUCUAAACACAGUUUAAUUGUUUAGGAUAUGUAUUAGUUCAUAGUACAUUCUAUAUUUGCGAUAUCUUUAUACCAUUUUAGGGAAUACUCUAAUUAAUUAACGUCGUUUAAAAAAUGCAAUAUGUUUUUGUUAGUGGUUUGCUUUCCCUAAAUAGCAAAAAAAAAAAAAAAACAACCUAACAGACGUGUGGUAUUUUUAAGAAAUUCAUUUCGGGAAUUGAGUUGGGAAAAAGCAUAAGUGACAUUAGUUGUUAAUUGGAUUAUUAUGUAUUGAAAUUAAUAUUUAAUGAAGUUGCCUAUAUGCAUUUUAUUUUUUAAAAAAUUAGGUUUCCGAUAAUAAUGCUUACAAUAUAUUUUUUUUAUUCCAACAUGUUAUUUUACACAUUUUAUAUUUGACUACAACAAUUAACAAUAUUUAUAUGAAAGUAAGAUUUUUCAUUUUUAUUAAUAGUCUAGAGCAUUCGUCGGGAACCUUUUUGUCUAAGAGCCAUGGACACCACAUAUUUUGGAAAUUAAUUUUGUGAGAGCCAUACACUAUGUUUAAAACUAAAAAUUCAAGAAAAAUGUGCAUUUUGUGUAAUUUCAACACUAAAAAUGCAAUAAUUAUGUCGCUCAAUUCUUUUUAAUAACAAUGUUAUGCUGUUGUUAAUCAAUAAUGAACAUUUCUUACCAUUAAUGUAACUUUUUUUAAUAAUCGAACAUUUGUCUGCGAGCCAGAUGCAGCCAUCAAUAGAGCAACAUCUGGUUCGCGAGCAAUAGGUUCCCGACCCCUGGUAAAGAGUAAUGUGUUUCCACACAUUUAACACGAAGAAUAAAAUAACUAAAAUUAUCUUUUUAAUAAAUUUAUAAAACAGUAAAUACAUCGUUGUUUAAGUAUAACAAGUUCAAGUAAAUAUAUGAUAUAAUUAAAAGCUACAUUUAAAAGAUGCUAUUCAAACAUUAUUCCCAGUGUUUUUAUUUACACUGUUGCAUAUAAUAACUCAAAUCUUAACUCUAGCUCUUAGGUAUUUGUGUAAGCAAACAUCCUAAAACAAUCCCGCCAGGAGUUUCUCUCUUACUGUUUAUGUUUUUUCUCUAGUUUUAGCCAUUCGAUGUGACAAAGUAUAUCAAGCUCACAAAUCAAACGCAUGUGUGAUACAUUAUGCAUUACAUUUUGACAGUUGUUUAAGUUUGGUUUGCUUCUUUAAAAAAAUAUAUAUAUAAAAUUGAGGCUGUAAAUGUAUAUAUUUAAGUUGUGAAUUUAAACUGAAUUUACGUAGUUCAAGGGAUGUGUUGCAUCAUUAUGUAGUACGUCUUUACAAGUUACGCACAAAUGUUUAGUACAAAUAGCAUCGACCGCAGUGUUUCCUGUUAAACGCCCAUGUGUGUUGUUUGAUAAGAAACCAAAAUAAACAGCCUCUACCCACUCCCCAUUACGUUUUUAAAUUAAAUGUUUACAUUUUUAAAAGUAGAAAUAUUACUAGUUUUCAGCUUGUUAGUUAGGCAUGAUUUUGUAAGGCAAUGAGUUUACUUUAAAAUAAAAGGUUGUAAAUUUCUGGCAAUUCAAUGUGACAUACAGAGCCAUCUUAUAAGGCUCCUCUUCAUGUGUUUAAUCUGAGAAAUUUUUAUGAUAAAGAUGAUCUUGUGUUCUGAAAUGCGAUUUGAAAAAAAAUAAUUUUGAAACUUUCCCGGUUCAUUGAUGAAUGUUGAGCAUACCAGAAUUUCGUGAAUGCCUAAACAUACAAGUCUUGUUCAGUUUCACUCUUCCAUACUAGAGUAAAUGAGCUGAUGUUAUCGGGAUAAUAAUGUUAGAUCCUUUGCAAUAAUUUCUAACUGCUUUUGCAGAAACUCAUCCAAUUUCAUAACUUUUAAAAUGUAAUGAUAUUUACGUUUCUAACAGCAUUAAGUUUUGAGAAGUUUUUAUCUGCUAUAUAUGAUACAAAUACCCUACACCCUUUUACGCCCCUACUUUUCCCCUUCUAAAAAUAGCCUUAAAUUUCCCAGUCUAGAUUAUCAUUAAUUAUAUCACUUUUGUCACUAAAGAAGUUAUUUGAGGGACAACUACUAUGCAAGAGAAAUACUUUAGAUUUAACCCUUUUUGUGCCCUUGAAUUACAACUUUUUGAUUUCAAAAUUUAAAAAAACAACAAAAAAACAAUCUUAAGUUUACAACAAAAACUCAAUACAUGAUACAAAUAUAUUUUGUAGUUUAGGAAUUCGAUAUAUAAUGAUAUCUUCAUCAAAAAUGUUAACUCAUUUUUGCCUUUAAAAAAAAAUUAUACAUUAUCAGAAAAUCGUAAAACAAAGAAUUAUUUUAUGUAAGAGGAAUAUCGCAUCUGUUUUUCACGCCUAUAUUAGAUUUGAGUGUCUUUAAAAAAAAAAAAAAUUGUUAAUCUCAUUAAAAUACACACCUCUUUACUUUUUGCAAAGUAAAAUCAAAAAUAUAUUUUGAUUUGUUUUUAAAGAAAAUAUUAAACCAUCUUCAUUUUGUCAAAGUUUAAUUUUCAAGUGUGUAAAAUGAUUGGGCUUUGAUAUUGAAGGAUAAACUUAUAUAAAUGUACCCACGAUUUUUUAACGCCAUUAAUUUUCUUAAUGGCUAAACAUAUGUUUAUUUGUAAAAAGAGAAUAUAACAUCUCUUUUUUCCACAUAUGGAAUAACAUAGGAUUUAAAUAGGAUCUGCAAACUACUACCCGGCUAAAUCACUCCGACAACAUUAUCAUUGUUCCCUUUUCGUUUUUAUUUGGUAAACAACCUAAAGACCAGGCAGACGGAGCAGUUAAAUAUUAGAUACUCUCCUCUUUUAUGAAGCAAGAGGUAGGAAUAUCGUAAUAAAAUAGGUGUUACUUAAUUAGUGUAUCUGUAGAGAAUCUAUAAUAUCACAUUCCAAGAGGGUUAUCGUAAAACGUUAAAUAGUAACACAUAUUUUGCUCUGUCAACUGGGUAGAAUACAAUUGAGACUUAGAACAAAAGAUUGAUCUUGUACAAUGAUGCAAAAAAAAAAUGAUGCAAAAAAAAAGUUGUGUUUUAUAAAGAAAUCUGAAACUUUAUAAAUACUUUAAAACAACAAUAUACAAUAAGGAAUUUGACACAUCGUUUUAUUUGUUCACAUUUUUUCUUCAGUGGACACCUUAAAUUCUGUCGAGCGUGUAGCUUAACAAAUGUAAUAAAUGAUGCAAUGUUAGCACUUUCGGCAUCUUGCUUCUGACGCAAACUUAAAUGGAUUACUCAGCUCUGGUGAUAGCCUACUACUGAAUUUAACUAAGAAUUUUGUUUCGACUGACCCUGACAAGCUCUGUCAAAUUGUAUGUUUUCAUCUCUUGAGUCACGUGGGUGGCCAACCGUUUAUAAAUGUAAAUACAGUCCUUAAAAAUGUAAAAGAAAUGAAGUUUUCGGUAAAUCUCUGUACGAACUUUAUGAUGACAUAAAAAUUGAGACAUAAUACAAACAUAUUUUAAGCUUGUUUUAAAAUUUUAAGCUUAUAAUGCAAUAAAACGUACUAGAAUGUCAUACAAUAAGAUAACUUUUUUUUUUAAAAAUACGCUCACAUCUGACGUUUCCAUUGCAUAGAAUCAUAAACAUAGAAACAUACGUAUUUGAUAAUGAACAUAGUACAGACAGUCAUUAAAUAAUAGACAUAGGAAUAUUUAUUUUUUGUUAAAGCUUUUGUUGACCUUAAAUACAUCUUUUAAUGUUCCUUUUUUUUUCUUGAGUUUUUGUGUACUUGUUAGUAAAUUUUAAUUUAUUUAACUCUUCCUGUAUCACGCGAUGCUGCAACCAUCCCCUAGACACGUCCUGCUUGACUUUAAAACUAAAACAUAAAAGACAUUAAAAUAAUACAUUAUUCCUCGUCUACCUAUAAUUUAUUGUGUGUGUUGAAAGCAUUGCCAUUUAAGCAAACGGAAAUAAUAUUUUUUUACCCUCAGGUAUAAUGAAAUUAUGUGAUUGGCAGCC
Lymnaea stagnalis (great pond snail) is the source of this 4671-nucleotide messenger RNA. The record is from the annotation of a GenBank genome assembly. NCBI's taxonomy places the organism in Eukaryota, Metazoa, Mollusca, Gastropoda, Lymnaeidae.